Molecule: messenger RNA, 3718 nt
Organism: Neoarius graeffei (lesser salmon catfish)
Lineage: Eukaryota; Metazoa; Chordata; Actinopteri; Siluriformes; Ariidae
Product: dnaJ homolog subfamily B member 1-like
Exons: 3
Coding region: 235-1227 (330 amino acids)
Cellular component (GO): cytosol
Molecular function (GO): transcription corepressor activity; Hsp70 protein binding
Source: RefSeq, a predicted model, not a curated record
AUUGGGAUGGAGGCUGGAAGUUGCCGUCGGGAAUGCUCUUGAUGUUUCUGGACUUUUCUCGAACUUUCGGAAAUGCUUUAAAAAAGCAGAUCCCAUGGACCUGAGGGACAGUUACACUUCCAGAACUGCGAUCUGAUCGAGCAGCACUAUCACCCUGAGCACACCUGGAGGGUUGAUUAACAUUGUUUUCAGGCGAGUUGUCAAACUUCUGCUCGAGUUUAUCAUCAUCUCAACAUGGGAAAGGACUAUUACAGUAUUUUAGGGAUUCAGAAAGGCGCGUCUGAGGAUGAGAUCAAGAAAGCGUACCGCAAACAAGCUUUAAAGUAUCAUCCGGAUAAAAACAAGUCACCCAAUGCUGAGGAGAAAUUCAAGGAGAUCGCUGAAGCCUAUGAUGUCCUGAGUGAUGAGAAGAAGAAGGACAUCUAUGACCGGUUCGGGGAAGAAGGACUGAAGGGUGGUGCUGGUGGAGGCGGUGGGGGGCCAAAUGGCCCUGGCUUCACAUACAGCUUCCAGGGUGACCCGCAUGCCAUGUUCGCUGAGUUCUUUGGUGGGCGGAGCCCCUUUGAACACUUCUUUGGUCGUGGCAUGGGUGGUGACGAAGAUAUGGAUGUGGACGAGCCAUUUGCGAGCUUUGGCCUGGGUGCUGGGCACCAAUUUGGUGGGAGGAUGCAGAAAAAGCAGGACCCACCGGUGACCCAUGAGCUCCGCGUCAGCCUGGAGGAGGUGUUCAGUGGUUGCACCAAGAAAAUGAAAAUCUCCCGGCGCAGACUGAACCCAGAUGGCCGCAGCACACGCGCAGAGGAAAAGAUCCUCAUGGUGGAGGUGAAGAAGGGCUGGAAGGAGGGAACCAAGAUUACUUUCCCUAAAGAGGGCGACCAGACACCAAAUAACGUCCCUGCUGACAUCGUAUUCAUUGUGAAGGACAAACCGCAUCCGGUGUUUAAGAGGGACGGAUCAGACAUCAUCUAUCCAGCCAAAAUCUCACUCAAAGAGGCUCUCUGUGGUUGUACAGUAAAGGCCCCUACGUUGGACAAACGCACCGUGUCCCUACCGCUUCAGGACGUCAUCAUCCGCCCUGGAAUGAAGCGGCGCAUCACAGGCGAAGGCCUUCCUUUGCCGAAGAGCCCUGAUCGCCGUGGCGAUUUAAUCGUUGAGUUUGAGGUGAAAUUUCCAGAGAGAUUGAGUCGGGACGCCAAGGACACUGUUGCACAGGUUUUACCAUCGUAAUGUUUGCACAGGACAACGUUGUGUCCACCGACUAAAACCUGUGCCACAUGAAACUCUGAACUCAGUAACUCUGAACUGCAAUCUGCUGAGUCUCUCUGGAUGACAAAUCUUUCUUUUCUGCACUUUCAUCUUUUCCUAAACUGAAAAGACUGUUUUUUGUAAAUGAGCUUGUUUUGAAAUUCUCUUUUAAAUGUUCAGUGAGUAAAACUGCAUGUACUCCUGGAGGUUAUUCCACAAACUGAGUGAGCCUGAGGAGCUGGGCUUAUUUCAACAGCCCCAGCUAGUUUCUCUCAAGUUCAUGUCCAUAACAUUCACUCAGUUACUGUGGCAGCGUGUGCUUUUGCAUAAGGCUGCUCAGGCGAACGUUUAGCAGAGUUUGAUGAAUGAUGACGUUGCCUUGAAUUUUGGUAUUUUUAACGAAACCGAUUUGAUUAGCAUAUUCUGUUGGCUGUUUUCUACCAGGCAGCUUCUGGAAUGUCCUUGAUCAUGUGGAGUUUAAUAAACAAUCUUUUGCUGUAUGGGGUGAAAAGGUUGCUCUUUCUUUGCUGUUUUUAACUUCCACUUUUGUCAUUUCUGAUUUUUGUAGAUGAUCAGGGCAGCCCAAGUAUCACAUGUAGCUAUGAUUUGUAAUAUUUAAACUCAUUCCAAAGAAGCUCUACAUGUUUCACCUGGAUUUUGUUCAUGUAACUCCCUCAACCUGGAGUCAGUUCUCUGGUUAAUCAAGUCAAGGUUUUGUGGAAUAACCUCCUGGUGUUGAGUAGCAGAAAGGAUUAUUAUAGAUUCUUGGUUCACACAGAACCCGUUCUCUGCAGUUUGUAAAUAAUUUUUGUAUAUUCGCUGAUGAGCUUAAGGUUUUUUUGAUUAGUACAGAUGCCCUGAACUCAUUUUCUUGUUUAGUGCUGUAUCAAAUCAGCACUCGACCUUGCACAGAGAUCCUCAUAGUGACCGAUCUGAGUGAGUGUGAGCUUCAAGUUACACAAAACGUAAUGGACAUGAAAGGCAGCAUUUGUUUACAAUGUAUAUCUGGUGCUCUUGAGCAAAACUGUUCAAUGCCAAAUCUGGUUACAUGGUAAAACAGGUGGAUAUCAGGUCCAAGUCUGAAACAUGCUCUAUUUGAUUGUCAUAGUCACAUGUGCAGGUGUGUAGAGGAACAUCUUGCACUCUGUAAUGGUCCACACCAUUGGUCUUCCCAAGGAUGAUUUGAUUAUACUGUAGCUAAUGUAUGUUAAAACUCUGGUAUAAUGUAGUGGUGAUGGUUCAACAGGUUAAGGCUCUAGGUUACUGAUUGGAUAGUUAAGGGUUUGAGCCACAGCACCACCAAGCCUUGGAAGGCACCAAACCAUAUAGGGGGAAAAUAUUUGUCCAUUUGUGCUUAUGGACUUUUUUUUUAUAUCCAGAGAUGUUGGGACAAAGGUGUGUGGGUUUUUUUUUUAAUAAACUUGUAUAUUGGAGAGCUGUGAGUGUGUUUGGUCUAAAACACUAGCUUUAGGUUCAGCAAGUCUCCACCCAGUUGAAUCUUUCAGCUUUUGCUGUACGAGUGAGUGAAUGAAGCAUUAACCCUAUGGGUGUCUGAUUCAUCCCAAGUGGAUCAUAAUGAAGCUCGAGCAAAAAUAAUGGAUUUUUUUUUUCUUCUCAGCACCUGAGCAUGGUUUAUCAUGCAUCCACCCAUGAUGCUUAUGAUUCACAAUGAUCUAUUGUGUCAGAGAAAUUACUCAACCUGUUGGGUGUAUAAACUUGUUUGGCUAGUGGUGUUACACUUAUUUUUCUCAAUACUGUUUAUCUUGACUAAUCUAACAGAUUCAGAUUUGAUGAACUUAUAAUUCAGUUUUGAGCUGAAAUGUUGAGUGAAAUUCUUCACUAUCACUCCAGAUACACAAACGGGUUGUGCUGUGUGUAAGAUCAUCCAGAUUAGUGUUGAUUUGGUUUAAAAAAAAAAAAAAAAUGUUUCUCAAUGGGCUAAUCUGUGCUCAUUCAGGAAGGGUUUAUUUCCCUUUAUUGAGGAGAAAAAAAAGUGCCUGAAAGUGAAUAUUGUUGGAUGAGUUUUGUGUGAGAUUCCUGUUUUGAUCAACCCUUUGAACUGAAUUUUUUUUUUUUUUUAAAUGAUGCUUGUAAUAUGUCCGUGACUCUAGGUGCUAUAGAGAAUACAGCUCUGCUUGAAGGAAUUGGAUGAUUAAAUGACCGUAUGAUCACAGCUUGUGUUUAAAAGCACCUGUGUUCAUAACAUACCUAGAAUUCGGAUAUCUGAAAACCAGGAAAAGAGACAUGCAAUCUCCUGAGUAAAUUUCAGUGUAUAUUGGUUUUAAAAGUGUGAUCAUUUCUGUUUUUAUUUUUUUCCAUUUUGUUUUCUUGAACUUUGGCUUUUAGUAUAAAGUUGCCACAACUGUAUAAUGUGCCCUGCACCGCCAAAAGCAAAAUCUGGCUUGAGCAUUGCUGUAUAACUGCCUCAUUUAUGUUGGGGGGAAUAAAGGAAUUGGUGUUUUAACAUUUGUAA